This is a messenger RNA of Mizuhopecten yessoensis (Yesso scallop), 2634 nucleotides long. RefSeq names its product neuronal acetylcholine receptor subunit alpha-5-like. Lineage: Eukaryota; Metazoa; Mollusca; Bivalvia; Pectinida; Pectinidae. Gene Ontology annotation, biological process: regulation of membrane potential; monoatomic ion transmembrane transport; chemical synaptic transmission. The transcript is spliced from 6 exons. Gene Ontology annotation, molecular function: extracellular ligand-gated monoatomic ion channel activity; transmembrane signaling receptor activity; neurotransmitter receptor activity. Bases 350 to 1660 code for a protein of 436 amino acids. The record is from RefSeq and is a predicted model, not a curated record. Gene Ontology annotation, cellular component: synapse; membrane; neuron projection.
ACGAAUCCAACAAAUUGGUUAACGGAUUAAUCCUUGUCGCAAAGCGGUCGGAGUAUAGGGUAAGUGUUGAUGGUGAACCAUAGUUCACUAAUUUAUAUAUCACGUUCAGGUAUUAUACAUGCUAUUUUUAACUGAUAAACACACUCGGAUUAUUGAAUUAAAACAUUAACAAUAUCAAUUUUUAAUACACGGAUAAAUUACAUAUAAUAACCUUGGGUAUUUUUUCUAAUCAUGCCAUGCAUUGAUCACGUGAUCAGUUUGACGUCAUCGUAAUCCUAUUUUAAUACCCCUGUAAAACACCAGUGUACGGGUAAAAGACCAUCAGAUUAUUGUUUGUGGUUCCUUCAAGAUGGCAGGACUGAAACAGCUGACAUGGCUAGUAUUGGUUCUGCAGUAUGGAACUAUUUCGUGUUCAUUUAACUCCACGAUAGAGACCAACCUUUUAGCAAGUCUGUUCGAUUCAUCCUACAAUGCCUUUGUUCGACCUUCCGAACAAGUCAACGUCUCAGUUAAAUUUGUAGUGAAUUCACUUAAUGAAUUGAACAUUAAGUCUCAAACCAUGCAAAUAUCCGGAUAUCUGGAAGUGACCUGGAACGAUCCUCGACUAGCCUGGGGUGGGGCCUACUCCAGUGUACUGACAUUCAGCGUUAACGAUGAUACCGUUUGGUACCCACCUUUAGUAGUCAUCAACUCAGUAGAUGGUCUUGAGAUAUUGGAUGACGGCAUUACUCCUAUACGUGUCACGGCAAAUGGUGACAUGGAAUGGCUUCCACUUCGGAACUUUGCCUUGCAUUGCGACACCAAUCCUGCCUAUUACCCCUUUGACACACAAGAGUGCCCGAUCCCCAUCACCGCAUGGAGUUAUGCGUCAGAUCUGGUCAAUUUGAUGGCAGCCGCGGGAGCUAUCUUUGAUUUGGAUUUUUAUGAUGAGAAUGGCGAAUGGGAAUACGUAGAAUCCACGUCCUUUACAGAAACUGUAGAGCGAGCUGGGCAUCAAAUGGUCACUUUUGUGGUCGUGCCAAAAUUCAGACGUCGUCCUGCAUUCUUUGUGAUGAAUACCAUCAUGCCAAUCUUAUUCCUGGCUACUCUGAACGGCUUUAUUUUCACGUUAACUGUAGAAUCGGGAGAAAAGCUUGGAUUUGUCCUCACCGUUUUAUUGGCGUAUGCUGUAUAUCUGACGCUGGUGGCUGAUCACAUACCUACAACUUCUGACAACACGUCUCUGCUCUCUGUCCUGCUGUUGAUGACCCUGUUGCUAUCGGUCGUUUCCGUCAUCAUCACAAUCUACGUGAUCAGAUGCUACCACUACUCUGACGAAGUGCCGAUAUCAAAAACUACUCGCAGGGUAAUCCGGCUCAUGUCUUACACAUCCUCAUGGAAGGGGUGUCGUUGUAAAAUGAAAGUACAUACAGAAAAGGACGGAACAAAUGGCUCGGUUAAAAAACAUGUGGAUAAAGAACCAGGCUUGGACACAGAAAACACGUGGGUCAAACCAAUACCGGAACCGGAUGUUGAAGAGGAUAACUUGACUUGGAAGGAAGUUGCAAAUAUCAUCGACCACUUUUGUUUUGUUUGGUAUUUCGUUGCAACCUUUCUGACAAGUGCGUGUUGUAUACUUAUGAUGGUGCGGGGCUAUGCAAAUUACACAACUGUGCAUUAGAGAGCUGUGUAAAAGAACUGUAAUCACGGAAAUAUACUGGAACUUUUUAAAUACCAUGUAUUUCAGUAUACAUAAUAUAAUCACUACAUAAUAUACACUUUAGCAAGUACUGAAAAACACCUAAUAUAUUUAUGAAAAUUAGCACCAACAUAAAGACAAAGGUCAAGGUUGGUGCUAAUUUUCAUAAAUAUAUUAAGUGUUUUUCAGUACUUGCUAAAGUGUAUAUUAUGUAGUGAUUUGAUGUAAUAAUUAGGAAGUGGGGGAAUUCACUACGUAUGUUUGUGUUCAUCAAUGUGAAGAUUAUAGGCAAUAACUUGUGUUCAAAUAUUUCCAGUGAUAUAGGUUUGUUUAUAAAAAGAGUUUCUCAGUACAUCUCUAGUACUUUCAUCUCUUUAGAAGUUCGUCAGGGGAAAUGUUUAUCCAUGCUGACGGGACAAAACCAGAACACAAAACAGUGAUGGCGUCAUGAUACUUUAUCACGUCACUAUACAACCCUUCAAACAUGAUGCCAACAUUAACAAUCCACAUUUGACGUCCACAUUUGAGGAACAACAAACACGGUGUUACAGAAAUAGAUAUAUAGUUACCGGCAUCAGUAUAGCAGAUUAUACCUUAAGCAUGCAUUUACUUUAUCUAUUCAUGCAACGAUUUGUGAUGUUUGAACAAUUUAAAUUUAAAUCGUGUUUUAAUGCAUCGAUUAAGAAUGAUUCUUUUGACUUUCUUUGAACAAUAUCUUUUGCAGCUUGAUAUGUAGGAAUAGCAUGGAAUUUGUCAUUUGUUCAUAAUUAAAAAUCCAAGAUGGUCAUUUUUUUGUCUGUGAAGUGUCAUACGUUGACGCAAUCCAAUGUAAUUAAAUUCAGAAACAUUGACACAGAUUUAGCAAUAACAACAUUCCGAGAUCUACAGUUCGUAUUAGUUUUCCGUUUUUUCCAGUUUUGAAUGCAAAUUAUUUUCCUUCCACAAUAAAACUACAA